AUGAUUCCUCCGGCUGAAGCACUAGGCCUACUUUCAUGGCUUCCGUAUGAAAUUCGAGAGCAGAUCUGGCUGGAGUUCCUCCCAGCCGGAGCCGAUCCGGAAAAGACUGACCUUCGCAUAUUGCGCACCACUCGUUAUCUCUAUAACGAAAUUUCGGAAAUAUUCUUUUUACACUCUCGCCUAGAAUUCAUCCUUAGCCCCAGGCAGACUCUCAGAGAUUCAGGACUCACGGUCCUUUUCUACAGGCAGAAGAGCUUUAGGAACACUCGCCCCGUCUGGGAACCGGCACGAUGGGACCUAGAGACCAUGGCCGAUAUCAGAGAUCGUGGUUUCUACAACGUUCCUUUCCACAAAAUUCCCAAGGUCGUAGUGAGCAUCGCUGCGCCAAACUACCACGAAGGGUGUCAACUCUACUCGCUCUGGCAGAAAGCCAGAAUCCUGGCUGACCUGCUGAGAAUGGGAUCCAUAAUUGAGAAGCUGGAGAUUCGGCUACAGCCACGAGGGCUUUUCGAUUGGGGAAUGUGGUGCUGGGCCAGUUCGACCGGUCGCUAUGAUCAUGACGUCGUCGUGAUGCCCUUUUGCGCCUUACCAAACCUCCUGUCUCUCGAGAUUAAGCACGAUCCCCUAACCGACAACAGAGCACUCGACUGGGAAACUAUGAACUGGGCGAUGGGGCGCCCUUUGCCCGACAUUGACGGCCGCAUGGCCGAGGACUACUUCUGGAUGCAUUGUGAACUGCUGAAAUGGAUCCACGGCCCGGUUGCAGAUGUCCAGCGACGAGACUUUUUCGCCCACUGGUUCCUACCGGGGCGGAGCGGCUAUUCGCCCUUCGAAAGUGAGGUCGCUCGAAUUGUCAGCGCGUAUCCCGAGAUCAUCAGACUCCACAACUUCGACAUGGAUAUCAUCCACGAGGCGCACCAGACCAUGGUGUGCCUAUAUUAUCAUUGCCGAAAAAGGGCCCAGGCAAGGCUCGGGGGCGAUAGCACUUGGAUUUUCCCGGAACCGGACAUGACGACCUGGGAUCCACAACUGUGGUAUCUAUGUUUUCCACGUGGGAUACCGAGAUCUACCUCGAGACGAUACAGGGACGACAUCAAGCCGCUAGUGGGGUGUUAUCUGCCGAAUGCGUACAAACGCAUUGUGAGAGCGGGAGGCUUGUUUUCUACGAUGCCAUUCUUGAUCGAGAGAUGGUUUCUCCUGGAAUGCUCUACAUCUCCCACAAUGAGAGCCCUUGCCGCCCAGGUGGAAGCAAUGCGCCUUGGUUGA
Coccidioides immitis RS is the source of this 1266-nucleotide messenger RNA. RefSeq lists its product as uncharacterized. The coding region runs from base 1 to 1266 and encodes 421 amino acids. The transcript has a single exon. Lineage: Eukaryota; Fungi; Ascomycota; Eurotiomycetes; Onygenales; Onygenaceae. The record is from RefSeq and is a predicted model, not a curated record.